UGAAAGGACUUUAGCCUUUGGUGCUGUCAGAGGUGCCGAGAUAAGCGCUCAGCCAGGCAAGCUUGAAGGAAGAGAGAAAACACUGAUCAGCCGCCACUGCCUGGUCAAGACACAUCAUGGAGCCAAGGGCGGCCCAAGUGCGGAGGAGAGAAAAGCAAGGAAGACAGCAGGAGGACCGGCCCUCCAGAGAAGGGGAGCCCCGCUCUGGGGGUGCGGAACGCCCAGGUGGCGUUGGAGGAAACACGGAGGUGCACAGAGGCCCAGAUUUGGUACAAUGGACCCAACAUAUGCAGGCUGUAAAGACACAGCUGCUGGAGCAAGCGCAGGGCCAGCUGAUGCAGCUGCUGGAUCAGGCCAUGUGGGAGGCCAUUCAAGCUUACCCAGCGCAAGACAGACCAGUGCCCUCCAUCCCUCCAGAUUCCUUGCACAAGACCCGGGAGCCAUCCCUGGGGAAACGAAAAGUUUUCAUCAUCCGCAAGUCCCUGCUUGACGAGCUGAUGGAGGUGCCUCACUUCCGCACCAUCUACCAUAUGUUUGUCGCCGGCCUGUGCGUCUUCAUCGUCAGCACCCUGGUCAUUGACCUCAUUGAUGAGGGCAGGCUGAUGAUGGAGUUUGAUCUACUGACCUUCAGCUUUGGACAGCUGCCCGUGGCUCUGGUGACAUGGGUCCCCAUGUUCCUGUCCACUCUGCUGGUGCCGUACCAGGCCCUGCGGCUGUGGGAGAGGCCCCAGUCUGGAGGGGCCUGGGCCCUGGGGGUGGGCCUGGGCUGCUUGCUGCCGGCUGCCCACGCCGCCGUGCUCGGCAUCCUCCCGGUCCACGUGGCAGUGGACUAUCAGCUCCCGCCAGCCUCCCGCUGUGUCCUAGUCUUUGAGCAGGUCAGGCUCCUGAUGAAAAGCUACUCCUUCCUGAGAGAGACGGUACCGGGAACACUUUGGGCCAGAGGAGGUGAGGGGAUCCGGGCCCCCAGUUUCUCCAGCUACCUCUAUUUCCUCUUCUGCCCCACACUCAUCUAUAGGGAAACUUACCCCAGGACACCCAACGUCAGGUGGAAUUAUGUGGCCAAGAACUUUGCCCAGGCCCUGGGCUGCGUGCUCUACGCCUGUUUCAUCCUGGGCCGCCUCUGUGUUCCUGUCUUUGCCAACAUGAGCCAGGAGCCCUUCAGCACGCGUGCCCUGGUGCUAUCCAUCAUGCAUGCCACCUUGCCAGGCAUUUUUAUGCUGCUGCUCAUCUUCUUUGCCUUCCUUCACUGUUGGCUCAACGCCUUCGCGGAGAUGCUACGAUUUGGAGACAGAAUGUUCUAUCGGGACUGGUGGAACUCAACAUCCUUCUCCAACUACUACCGCACAUGGAACGUGGUGGUCCAUGACUGGCUCUACAGCUACGUGUAUCAAGAUGGGCUUUGGCUCCUUGGUGGCCGGGCCCGAGGCGCGGCCAUGCUGGGCGUGUUCCUGGUCUCAGCAGUGGUCCAUGAGUACAUCUUCUGCUUCGUCCUGGGAUUCUUCUACCCCGUCAUGCUGUUGCUCUUCCUUGUCUUUGGAGGGCCACUGAACUUCACAAUGCAUGACCGGCGCACGGGCCCAGCGUGGAACGUGCUCAUGUGGACCUUGCUCUUCCUGGGCCAGGGCAUCCAAGUCAGCCUGUACUGCCAGGAGUGGUAUGCACGGCGCCACUGCCCCCAGCCCCAGACAACCUUCUGGGGGCUGGUGACACCUCGAUCUUGGUCCUGCCAUACCUAAAUGCCAGGGUACUGUCACCGCGCAGAUGACACCACCAAGUUCUUCUCUGCCUGCAAAGUCUGGGACCAGGACUCCUCUCUGCAUUCUCAGAUCGAGCUCUGAGUCAAGGGGGCCUGCCAUGCCUGACCCCACCAGGGAACUCCAGGGACUGAGAUCUGUGGACCUGUGAGCAUAGACUCAGAAUGGUGAUGACUCUUGAGCCCCCAUCCCUGUGGACUGGGCACAGGGCCCCCUCUCACUCCAUGGCUGUUGACUGGCAGAGACACGAAGGAUCUUACAGAUCUGGUGAAUGUGGCUUGACUUAAAGCAAGCUGAGGUUAUCAAGGUCUGAGAAGGAUUUGUUUCUUUGUACUCUUUCCAAUACAAUAAUAAACUGUAUGUAUCACUUUUUAUUCAUUCA
Messenger RNA from Odocoileus virginianus texanus, 2136 nucleotides. RefSeq names its product sterol O-acyltransferase 2 (gene SOAT2). NCBI's taxonomy places the organism in Eukaryota, Metazoa, Chordata, Mammalia, Artiodactyla, Cervidae. Gene Ontology annotation, molecular function: fatty-acyl-CoA binding; cholesterol O-acyltransferase activity; cholesterol binding. Gene Ontology annotation, cellular component: endoplasmic reticulum membrane. The record is from RefSeq and is a predicted model, not a curated record. Gene Ontology annotation, biological process: cholesterol metabolic process; cholesterol efflux; cholesterol homeostasis.